UCAAAUCUUCACAUUUGAUGGUCAGCAUUACUCCUUCCCAGGAAGCUGCAAGUACAUAUUGGCUCAAGACAGUGUUGACAAUAAUUUUACUGUCGUCGCACACCUUAACAAUGGCAAGCUUAAAUUUAUUACAUUAACCGAUCGUGACGGUGAUUUCGCUGAAAUUUCAGACUCAGGUGCUUUAAAAAUCAAUGGUAAAGAAACUGAGUUUCCUCAACAUUUUAACGGUAUUCAUGCUUGGCGAUUAUUCUACACCAUCUGGUUAAAUUCGGAAUAUGGUGUUGAAAUUAUGUGCACUCAGGAUUUGAAGAUUUGCAAUGUUAAAGUAGAUGGUUUCUACACAAGCAAAACGCGUGGUCUCCUAGGCAAUGGAAAUGCAGAGCCAUACGACGACUUAAUUCAAGUAGAUGGUACUAUUGCUCAAGACUAUGCUACGCUCGGUAACGACUACGGAAUCGGAAAAUGCGCACCGAUAACUGCAAAACCGGCACAUGCAAUCGCUCGUUCAGAAAUUUGCUCGGAGAUAUUUAGUUUAGAGUCUCCCUUAACGACAGGCUAUAUCUUUGAAAAUCCCGCACCAUAUCGCGCGAGGUGUGAUGCCGCUGUCACUGAGGCUUCCGAAAAGGAAAAAGAAUCCGCUGCAUGUCUAAUAGCUACUGCUUAUGGCUCAGCCUUGAAAUUUAAAGAGAUUCCAACUCAGUUACCAUCUCGUUGCUUGAAAUGCGCUGGUGCUACUGGACAACGUGAAUUAGGCCAGGAGUUCACUGUUAAAAUACCAAACAGUAAGGCCGAUAUUGUUUUCGUUGUCGGACCUUGACAGUUAAUUUGACUGUGCUUCGCAACUUGGUUGCCGUCUGCAAUAUUGGAGGUACUGACUCACUAAAAACACGUGGUUUCAACUGAUUGCAAGAUAGGAGUUAAUUGCUUAUAAUGAGUCUCACUUUAUCCAGCUGUGUUAACUAGUGACGGUGGAAAAAUUAAUUAUCAAGGCAAUUUAGACAAUGUUCGACUUAAUGGCCGCAAAGAACAUUUGCUUUACACUGCGUCUCAAGGAGUGCCGGAUCCCGAAGGUUGUCGACGCAUUGAAUCAGACUUCAGAAGUAUCGUACCACAAUUAGACGAAAAGGCGUUCAGAUUAGCACUCAAUUAUCCAUUCCGUGCUGGAUCUGCAUAGAGUAUUGUUGGGGUCCGUAGCAGUACUUUGGACUUUGUCAAUUUGUUCAAAUUGGUACGAGCUCACUUAACCGAUGCAGCCACAAAUUUUAAUGGGGCUUUGUUACACCUGAUCGGUCCAGUUAAUGACCAAUCUGUGGAACACAUUCCAAAAGAGAAACUAGUCGGUAAGAAAAAUAAACAAUUAGUUAACAAAAGUUUUGUGACUUUACGAAACCACGAUGAAAGUAAAACAUUUUACAAAUUGUAUUGAUACCACGUCUUGAAUCUUAACCUAUAAACUAGUAGUAGACAAGAUACACCAAUAAAAUAAGAGGAAAAAGUAUAUUCUGUCCAUAUCUUAAAUUUUUAAAUUCAAACUUAGGAAAUCAAGGAAUGUAGGUGGGUAGGUAGGUAGAGUGGCUGUCUAACGAUGCACCUAGGACUAUAGGAGGCCCAUUGUGAUACCACCGGGACUAAUGUUCCCUCACUCUAUCGUCUCCUCUCUGAAACAACCUGUGCUCCUGAUGAAGUUCAUCAGAACAAAUAACUUUACAUUAGAAACUUCUGAUACGUCGUCAAGGAAUCCACGACCGAUAGUUGCGAUUUAGUUGCGUGAUUUUGUUCCUGUAUAGAGCUUUACAUUCGCAUAGAAGUGCUUACAGUUCCCCUCUUCUUUUACUCUUGAC
This is a messenger RNA of Bactrocera oleae (olive fruit fly), 1841 nucleotides long. NCBI's taxonomy places the organism in Eukaryota, Metazoa, Arthropoda, Insecta, Diptera, Tephritidae. The record is from RefSeq and is a predicted model, not a curated record.